Coturnix japonica (Japanese quail) is the source of this 1576-nucleotide messenger RNA. RefSeq names its product PBX homeobox 4 (gene PBX4). NCBI's taxonomy places the organism in Eukaryota, Metazoa, Chordata, Aves, Galliformes, Phasianidae. Gene Ontology annotation, molecular function: DNA binding; DNA-binding transcription factor activity. The record is from RefSeq and is a predicted model, not a curated record. Gene Ontology annotation, biological process: regulation of DNA-templated transcription. Gene Ontology annotation, cellular component: nucleus.
AAGAGCCGGUGGGCGUGGCCUCGUCCCGUUGUGGGCGUGGCUUCGCGGCCCCGUUGUCUCCGCUCCCCCAUCAUGGAGGACCCGUCUCGUUUAAUGGCACCGCACGGAACCGGGGUGACCCUCCAAGGGGGGGGGGGUCUCCCACCGGUGGUGGCUCCCAACCCCCCCCCUACGGCGACACCGAGUGAUCCCAGCUCCGUGGUCACCCCGGGCCCACCACCACCAGCUCCCGCUCACGAUACGGGUGACGUUCUGCAGCAGAUUAUGGCCAUCACCGAUCAGAGCUUGGAUGAGGCCCAGGCGAGGAAACACGCCCUGAACUGCCAUAGGAUGAAGCCUGCUCUGUUCAGCGUGCUCUGCGAGAUCAAGGAGAAAACAGUGUUAAGUAUUCGUGGUAUUCAGGAAGAAGACCCCCCCGAUGCCCAACUAAUGAGACUAGAUAACAUGUUGCUGGCGGAGGGCGUCUCCGGCCCCGAGAAAAGAGGAAGAGGAGCACCGAUGGCUGUAGCAGCAACACCAGGUGGCUGUCCAAAUGACAAUAGCAUUGAGCACUCUGACUACAGGGCCAAGCUGUCACAGAUCCGACAGAUAUACCACUCUGAGCUAGAGAAAUAUGAACAGGCCUGCAGCGAGUUCACCACCCACGUCAUGAACCUGCUCAGGGAACAGAGCCGGACGAGACCCAUUUCUCCCAAAGAGAUUGAGCGGAUGGUGAGCAUCAUCCAUCGCAAAUUCAGCUCCAUCCAGAUGCAGCUGAAGCAAAGCACGUGUGAAGCCGUCAUGAUCUUCCGCUCACGCUUCCUUGAUGCGAGGCGGAAGAGAAGAAACUUCAACAAGCAGGCUACGGAAAUCCUGAAUGAGUAUUUCUAUUCCCAUCUCAGCAACCCUUACCCCAGUGAAGAAGCCAAAGAAGAGCUAGCCAAGAAGUGCAGCAUCACGGUUUCGCAGGUUUCAAACUGGUUUGGCAAUAAGAGAAUCAGGUACAAGAAGAACAUCGGGAAGUUCCAGGAAGAAGCCAAUCUUUAUGCAGCGAAGACGGCUGUGGAUGCAACCAACGUUGUGGCUCAGGGCAACCGGGCGAACUCCCCAUCGACACCAAAUUCGGCUUCUUCUGGCUCUUUUAAAAUGACCAAUUCCGGAGAUUCCUUCAUUAAUUUGCAGUCGUUGACCUCCUACCAGAGCUCUCCAGUGGGAGGCAAUGUGCAGUCACAGAUGGAUUCCUUGCACCAUGUCAUACACCAGACGGGAAGAUAUGACUCCAUUGUGGGGAAUCCUUUGUACACGACGCAGCGCAUCGACGCGAAUGGCAGCUGGCAGGACCCGACCACCCCUUCAUCCAUCACCUCACCCGCAGGAGACCCCGGAAGCGUUAAUUCCGACGCGUCCAAUUAAGUCGUUAGGACCUUAAUGAAGAGAGGAAAGAGGUCGUUAGUGUCAUUUGUCAGUGUUGCUCUUUUCGCCCGUUAAUUAACGUGACACACAGCUAAUUACCUCAGCCAAACCCUGGAACCAAUAGAAGAUUGUGACGAUGAUGAUGGUGAUGAUGAUGAUGAUGAUGAUGAAGGACACCUCUCUA